AUGGACUACAAGCUCCACCCCACCGGCUGGUCGUUCAGCGGCCCCGCCGGCACCGCGGCUCAGGACCCCAUCUACAGCUUCAAGCGCUUCAGCGAGCUGUAUCUGAAGGCGGAUUCGGAGUACAAAGGGCGCUAUUCGGUGCCUGUACUUUGUGACAGGGAGGAGGAGACGAUUGUUAACAAUGAGAGUCCUGAGAUUGUGCGGAUGAUAUACAGUGGGUUCUGGGUUCGAUUCCCUGCUGCCGUUGGAGAUGAGUGA
This is a messenger RNA of Letharia lupina, 258 nucleotides long. RefSeq lists its product as uncharacterized. NCBI's taxonomy places the organism in Eukaryota, Fungi, Ascomycota, Lecanoromycetes, Lecanorales, Parmeliaceae. Bases 1 to 258 code for a protein of 85 amino acids. The transcript has a single exon. The record is from RefSeq and is a predicted model, not a curated record. Gene Ontology annotation, molecular function: glutathione transferase activity. Gene Ontology annotation, cellular component: cytoplasm.